This is a messenger RNA of Exophiala aquamarina CBS 119918, 201 nucleotides long. RefSeq lists its product as uncharacterized. The transcript has a single exon. The coding region runs from base 1 to 201 and encodes 66 amino acids. The record is from RefSeq and is a predicted model, not a curated record. Lineage: Eukaryota; Fungi; Ascomycota; Eurotiomycetes; Chaetothyriales; Herpotrichiellaceae.
AUGGCUAUCACUACGGAGCCCACGUCAAGCGACAUCCCCGGAACCAUCCACCUCGUUGACCUUGAUCAUAGCAUGCGUGCACAGCAUGCUCAAGGGUCGAGUGACAUUGUCUUAGAUCCUUCCCCUUCGAAAGACCCAGAUGACCCCUUGAACUGGUCACCUCGCCGGAAGUUGAUGUCCACUAUUUGUGCCAAUCUGUAG